Molecule: messenger RNA, 744 nt
Organism: Macrosiphum euphorbiae (potato aphid)
Lineage: Eukaryota; Metazoa; Arthropoda; Insecta; Hemiptera; Aphididae
Source: the annotation of a GenBank genome assembly
AUGGCGUUCCCCCGGGUGCUACUGGUGGUCCCGCUGUUUACCACUUCCAUUCUUGGGUUGUACUUUCUCAUUCAAAAUGCUCCACCCACUGAUAAUCAAUGCCGCAUCAAAAUGGCGAUUCCCAAGAGCAUGGCUGAACUAAUGGAACUCAAUUUGUGUCUUAGGAAGCAUUACGAAAACAACUACCUAUAUAUGCUUUUAUUGUUCAGUACUGUUUACAUUAUUAAACAGGCCUUUUGCAUACCAGGCUCUGUCUUACUGAAUUUGAUUGCGGGUUCGUUGUUUGGCUCUGUUUUUGGACUCUUUCUGGUGUGCACACUAUCCAGUAUAGGUGUCUCUGCGUGUUACCUCCUGUCUAAAGUGUGUGGCGUCGAAACGUUUCUAAUGAAUUAUUUCCCCAGUGCGUUAACCUCAUCAAAAACUACUGUGGGAAAUUUGGUUAAAAACAACGAACACCAACUUUGGUACUUGUUACUAGUCUUGAGGAUCAUACCGAUUACUCCGAAUUGGCUGUUGAACCUGCUUGCACCGGUGUUCAGCAUUCCCCUCUGGACUUUUACUUACACAACGUUUUUUGGGCUGAUGCCUUACAAUUAUAUAUGCUGCCAGAGUGGAGAAACGUUGUCGAGUAUCAAUUCGUUAGAAGAAAUAUUCACAUUGAAAACAACACUACAGUUAACGUCCAUCGCUGUGGUUAUGGUGGUUGUAAAGGUUGCCUCAAAGUUCUGUAAAAUAAACACCUAA